AGGGUUUAUAAAAAAUUUUUUUGAAGAGAUUUGCUUCUGCUGGAAAUUUGUGAUCUGGGUGUCAAAGAGGGACAUACACACGGAAUUUGGGUAGUUAUGAGGCCUGCGCUGCUGAAGAUAUGUCCUUUUUAAUGCAUUCGAGAAACAUUGGCUUUGUAGAAUUAGAUACAGGUUGUUGAGUUCUUGUUGAUGUUGUUGUGACUCAUAGUUACAAAGGAGGAACGGGAGGAGGAAACUGGAAGUGAUUCAAUUUAUUGUAAUUUGAAGCAUUAUAGAAAUGGAGUGUAAUAAGGAUGAGGCCAUCAGGGCUAAAGGAAUUGCGGAGAAGAAGUUGAUGGAGAAGGACAUUGCAGGAGCCAAGAAACUAGCUUCUAAAUCGCAAAACUUGUUUCCUGGGCUUGAGGGUCUUUCUCAAUUCCUGGACGUUAUUGAUGUGUACAUUUCUGCUGAGAAAAGGGUAAUUGGAGAAGUAGAUUGGUAUGCGGUCCUUGGAGUGUAUCCCUUGGCUGACGAUGAAACCAUAAGGAAACAAUACAGGAGACUUGCUCUCGCCCUUCAUCCUGAUAAAAACAAGUCGGUUGGGGCAGAUGGGGCAUUUAAAAUUCUCUCUGAAGCAUGGAGUUUGUUGUCUGAUAAAGCUAAGAGAUUGGACUAUGACAAGAAACGAAAUGUAAGGGCUGUACAUCAGAAAGUUACUUGUGGGAAGCCACCAGUGCCAGCUGAUAAAAACGGUUUCCGUGUUUCCAUGGGAAACAAUAAGUCAAGUGCAAGGAAUCAAAAGAGUUCCACCAAUCCGCAGCCCACCCCUGCUCCUCCUCGUCCAUCAAAACCCAAAACAUUCUGGACUUCAUGCAACCAAUGUUUGGUGCAGUACGAAUAUUUAAAAAUUUUCCUUAACCAAAAGCUUCUCUGCCCUAAUUGUCGUAAGCCAUUUUUGACUGUUGAGUUACCUGCCCCACUGGUAAAUGCUCAUAAUAUAUCCAGUCCAUGGCAUUCUUGCUGCCAGCAGCCAAACGUAAACCAGCAUGUUGCCAACAACUCAUCUGCUCUAGGAAGGAAAUCCACUUUGGCUCCAAAUAUGAAAACUCAGUGGUCUGCUGGCGUUGGCUCAAUCAAUGGUGUGAAUAUUCAGCAGGGGCCAUGCUCUCAAUCAGGAGGUGUCAGAAGUGAUCCAGCUUCAGCUGCUCAAGCUCCACAUGUUGUUCAGCCAGCAUGUGUGGAUUUGAAGAGAGGGCAUGAAGAAGCUGCAAGGGAGGAGACCCUUCAGAUGAAAACAAAUACUUGUGAGAAAACAAGUUCUUUUUUGGCUUAUAAUGCUGGUUCUGGUUCUGGUUCUGAAAAAGGAGAGAGGCCGAUGAAGAAUAGACGCAUAGAUGAACAUGCUUUGAAUAAUUCUGAAAAGGAGACAGUUAAUCCUACGGUAAUGGGGAAUGGAGCAGGUGGCCAGGGAACUGUAUCUGGAUAUUGA
Molecule: messenger RNA, 1468 nt
Organism: Ilex paraguariensis (yerba mate)
Lineage: Eukaryota; Viridiplantae; Streptophyta; Magnoliopsida; Aquifoliales; Aquifoliaceae
Source: the annotation of a GenBank genome assembly